Stomoxys calcitrans (stable fly) is the source of this 4763-nucleotide messenger RNA. RefSeq names its product CLK4-associating serine/arginine rich protein. The record is from RefSeq and is a predicted model, not a curated record. Bases 343 to 3261 code for a protein of 972 amino acids. The transcript is spliced from 8 exons. NCBI's taxonomy places the organism in Eukaryota, Metazoa, Arthropoda, Insecta, Diptera, Muscidae.
AGAAAAGCCUCGGCUUCGUUCUUUACCUACUUUUGCAAGCGAAAAUAAAUUAUAAAUUUGAUUAUAUAUGAAGUAAUUUAAGUUAUUUACUAUCAUUUCGAGAACAGGAGGCCGUAGAUCGUCUCAAUGCCGGCCGACAAUAUCAACAACAGGUUGAAAAUUUGCCAUCAGAAGUAGAUCUUUUUUGUAUUUUCAUCAUUAUAACCCUGUACCGCUGUUUUGUUGCUCACGUGCGGAAUAUCGGAUCAAAUAAAACGUCUCUGGGUCUAUGAUAGGGUCUGCACAACAAGAAGGUAUUUAAAAUAAUAUUGGAGAAGGGAAAUACACUACUAAAGGAGAAAAAUGUGGCAUGAGGCACGCAAACAAGAAAGACGCAUUCGAGGUUUAAUAGUUGAUUACAGACGCCGUGCGGAACGUAGACAGGACUUUUAUGAAAAAAUUCAAGCAGAUCCUACGCAAUUCAUACAGAUUCAUGGAAGAAGAUGUAAAAUACAUUUAGAUCCCGCUAUUGCAGCCGCUGGAGAUGGAGCCGCAAUCAUUGUACCUUGGCAAGGUCAGCAUGACAAUCUAAUUGAUCGAUUUGAUGUGAGAGCCCACUUAGAUUACAUACCACCUGUUAAUAAAUCUAAUGAUCAGGAUAUAGAAUCGUCCCAAGAGGAAAGACAGUGUAAUUACGAACGUUAUCGAAUAUUGGCUCAAAAUGAUUUCCUUAAUCUCUCUGAGGAGAAAUUUCUACAUCAGCUAUUUUUGGAGGAACAGUUUGGAGCAAAUGCGCCUCUCGAUAUAGGACAGGGAAAUCAGGGCAAGAAGAAGAUACAAAAAUCUGGUGCCGCCAUUGGCUAUUCCUACGAUGAUUCAACAAUGGAUGGCAGCGGUCCUGGUGUUAUUGACGUGCAACAGCCUUUUGCUCAUUUAAAACAUGUCACUGUAGCUGCAGCUACUGGAUCUAAGAAAACUGAAAAUGAUUCCGAUACAGAAUCAGAUUCUGAUAUUGACAUGGAUGUUUCAAUAGACGUUUCAAAACUUGAUACCAGCCAAGCGCACGAGUUGAAUGCUUGCGGUCGAAAUUAUGGCAUGCUGAGCAAUGACUUUUAUUCUUACCUCACCAAGGAUGCAGAUGAAGCGGACGCUUUGCGCAUAGCUAGAGAAGAGGAAAGAGAAAAAAUGUUAUUAGGUGGCCGCAAAUCAAGGAGAGAGAGACGAGCACAAAAAGAACGUCGUCUUGCACGUCGCACCUUCAGUCCUCCCAGUUAUGCUGCUAAAGAAGAUAAGGCGGGCAAAGAUGAGGAGAGUGAUUCUAGGUCUCCUUCUCCCUCUGAUACCACUGAGAAGAUUACAUACAUUACCUCAUUUGGAGGAGAGGAUGAAUUGCAACCACAUUCCAAGAUUACCAUUACAUUGGGUAAAGGGGCUUCAACUUUGGGUGCAGCCUGUGUGGAUGCAAGUACAUCUUCCUCACAUGCAACAACGUACGCGCAAAAAGUGAAGGAAAACUUGGAUAAACUAAAGAAAUUAAAUGAACCACUUACUAAAAGGGGAUCAUCUCGAAGCAGAAGUCGUAGCUAUACCCGAUCACGUAGUCGGUCUCGAAAGAGAUCAUACCGCAGUUCCAGAAGAUCAUACUCAAGAAGUCCAUCCUACAAAAGGCGUCACAGAAGUUCAAAGAGAAGUCGUUCCAGGUCCAGAUCCCGAUCACUGUCAAAAUCGCGAAGACAUUCGCGUCGCUACAGAAGUCCCUAUAGAAGAUCACGCUCCAAAUCAGCAAGAUCACGACGCCGGCGCUACUCAACAUCGUCAUCAAGUCAUUCGUCUCGCAGAAGCUCCAUAUCACCACGUAGAUCUUCACGAAGGUCUAAGUAUAGCCCGAAGCACGACAAAGUCGUCAGGAAGAAAUCAACAAGCCCUAUGAAUAAAGCUAGGACGAGACUUUCACCAGUGAAGGAAAAGUCGCCCGUUCAGCCAUUGGAAAUGUCCAUCAAGUCAGAGAGCGCUGUAGAUGUGUUAUCAGCCCCGCCACCGCCACCACCUCCUCCCAUAGCUGUGGAGGAAUCUAAUAAAAUACCAGUACCGAUUGUAGCGGCUGUCAUUGAACCACCACCUCCGCCUCUUAAACGUUAUUACGGCCGAAAAAGGGGAGAGUAUUCAUCGUCAUCAGAAAGUGAUUCUGAAUCCGAUGAAGAUUCGAAAGCUGCUAAGUCUGCCGAAAAUACAGAUGCCCAAGAAGCAAUGGAUGUGGACACUACCUCGGAAAAAUCAAAUCCUUUGCCAUCAACAUCAUCAUCGUACAAGGGUAAACUACAACAAACAGGCAAAUACGGCACCAACACAUCUGUUGUUAGUAAUGCUCCCGAGACCAAAGUUUCUGCUUCGAAUACAAGUGGAACUGGUGGCAGUGCUCGUUUGAAUUUGCGUGAACGACUCAAAAAGAAAAUGCAGAAUUUGCUUAAUAAGCAAUAUAAAGCGGACAAAAAGGCUGAAAUUGAAAAAUCCGAAAGAGAGCGCCAAAUGCAACAGGAACGUUACGAGGAAAUGAGAGAAUUGGCGAUUAAAUUGAGAAGAAGGCAGCGCGAAAUACGUCAUCGGUAUGGUACUCCCAAUAGUAAAGGUGCCUCCGAAAGCGAAACGUCUGAAUACGCGGCCGCCGUUGCUGCCAGCAGGGAAGAUAAGUCGAGAAGCAGUGAAAGAUCCUUAAGAAAAUCUCCAGUGGCCAGAAAAUCUCGAAGUCGUUCGCCGCAGAGGUCGCAAAGAAAAUCUCCGGUUGCAACAAGAUCAGACAGUCGAUCAAGGCAUCCCAAAUCAAGGUCACAAUCACGUAGCAGACGUAGUAACUCACGUCGCCGUAGGCGAAGCGUAUCACGCUCUAAACGACGCGAACCAAGCCAAGAACGAGUUUCUCGUUUUGCUGCUGGUUCUCGGUAUGAUGAUCGUCCGAGGCGAUCACGUUCCAGAAACGAACGAGAUCGUGGUGGUCAUAGAGACAGAGACAGGGAUAGGGAUAGAGAAAGGGACCGGGAUCGGGAAAGAGAUAGGGAAAGAGAAAGACAAAGGCAUGGUGGAGGUGGCGAUCGUUAUCGUUCAAAUAGGGACGGCGGGAAUGGGCGGGAUCGUUCUGACCGUGAUAGGGGAUACAGGGAUCGCGGCAGUGAGGGCCAGCCCCAGCAGUCUACAACUGGUGCUACCUCUACCUCAUCAACGUCUACCAGUCGUAGUCGGGUUGUUAUUUCUGCUCCACCAAAACUAAAAAAAUUGGUGGACUAUUAAGGUUACUUGAAUUCCUUGAAUUUGUUUUACAUUUUUCUAUACCUAUUCUUUACUUUUUGCGAGAUUUUAGAGUACAAUAUAUAACAAACAUACACAUGUUAUAUUUACUACAAUUACAUAUAAAGAAAAACGGAAAUUUUUGUUAUCGGAUUUAAAAAAAAAAAAAAAACAAUUAGCCAGGCUAAAUGAAUACAAGCUUAUACGUAAUAAAAUCUUUCUCCCUAUAAAUAACACAAAAACGUUUAUCAAUAUCUUCCACAGCCAAUCCAUCAAUACUUGCUCUCAAUAAUAGAAUGUUAUUCUGCAAUAAUACACAGACUUGCAAUAACAAUUAUAAGAAUUUCCCCCUGUAGGCACUGUGAAGCGAAGCAGCCUAUCCAAAGAAAAUGGAUAAAGAUCGCAGUCGCUCCCAAAUAUAAUACAACAACAACAAUGGAUUUAUGGUAAAAUAGCAUUAGAAGAACAUAGCAUUGCAUUGCCACUGAACAUAAGGUAGGAUACAUUUUUAAGAUAAGUGAUUUGUAAACACUGUAUGUUUUAUUUUAUUUUGUAACUAUUUUUUAUAUGAAAGAUAUGAUGAAUAUCGGAGCUCAACUGUGUGAUUGACUUUCAGUAAAAAGGGGAAGCGGGAAAAUCUUGACUUCAACUUAGAUUCAAAGGUUCUUAGAAGCAAAUGCUUUAUGUAUAAUACUAUACGUUUCGGAACAUACGUUCUCUUCAGUUUGUCGAGCAAAUGAAUGAAUUCGAUGAACGUAUUAACCUGUUUUGUAUUUACAAUUUAUUUAUGAGCGUUACCAAAUUAAAAGAACGCUGUAAAAACUCGAAUUUUUUUUCACUCUUAUAGUUAACAUAAAAACCAAAAAAAAAUUGGUACCCAAAAACCAGACAUUCACUUCAAUAUGGGACUCAAAUAAAAGGUAUUUGAGAGAAGAAAAUGUAUCUGAUAUCCAACUUUGGGGUCAGGAGAUUAUGCGUCCGCCACUAUAACACGUCCCAAAUCCGAUAUAACAUGUGUUUGAGUACUUUUCCAGUAAACAGUAGGUAGCAAAAAGGGAGAGAAAGAGAAUAGAGAAGCUUAGCUGCGAGCUACCGGGUGCGUCCACAGGUUGCGGAUAGUGGAAUGCUCCAUACGGAGUAGCUGCAACGGCAGUCGCAGACAACCAGCGGUAUCAAGCAGAGAGUCUCAGUGAGAGGUGAUAUGAUGCUCGAUAUGACAAGGCGAAUUAUUGGCGUCUUUACAUAUCCAAUGGCCACCCUGUUCCCGCGGCGAUCGGUCCUUUGGAUCGGAACGAGCUUGCUCAACUACAGGAGCUUAACGGGGAUCGCCACUUCCACAUGAAAAUGAGGCUCGCUAUACGAAAAAAAAAUAUUUAUAAAAAAGUUUUGGAUUAAUAAUUGUAUGAUUAAGUCAAAUUUUCAACGGAAUCUCCAUUUCUUCAAUUAUUACGAUCGUGGUUAAAAUUUGUAAAAUUUUCAUUUACAAAAUUAAUUGAGUCGAUAAU